Molecule: messenger RNA, 4438 nt
Organism: Caenorhabditis angaria
Lineage: Eukaryota; Metazoa; Nematoda; Chromadorea; Rhabditida; Rhabditidae
Source: the annotation of a GenBank genome assembly
AUGAGGGCGAUAUUGUCAGUCGCCAAGUCGCUUUUGGGUGGAAGACGUGGUGACAGUGUUGACAGUGUUUAUAGCGAUUCAGUUAUUCGAAAUAAUGAUCGAACUGUUCAUUCAUUUCGUGUUUAUAUAAAUGGAACUCGCAAGAAAAAUGAAAUGGUGCAUGGUGAGAUUUGUUUUUUGUUAAACUCAGAGAUGUCUCAUAAUAAAUAAAUAUUAUUUUCAGCUUGGUUGCGCAUCACCAAUACUUCAAUAACUGUCGAAAUCUCAAAGAAAGAAUGCCUAAUUUGGCCUCUUCCUUUAAUCCGAAGAUAUGGCUACACAUCAGCCGGAAUAUUUUUCUUUGAAAGUGGAAGACGUUGCGAAUCAGGGGAAGGAACUUUCACAUUUCAAAGUAAAAAAGCUGAAGAGAUUUUCCACGUAAGAUAAGAUUUUCGGAAAUCAACCUCAAAUGCUGUUUUUCUAGCUAAUUCAAAUACUCAUUGAACAAUACUCUAAUAUUACCAUUGAACAACAACAACAAUUACACGAAUUUCGAUAUCAACGUCAACAAUCAGUUCCAGUUUCAUCUCGAAGAUUAUCAAAUUCAAGUAACAAUUCAAGUGUUUUCGGCAUGAAAUUCGCUCCAUCUCCACUAAUGUCAAUGAAUUCUGGUGGUCCACGUCAUUCGAAUUCAUCAAUGACUUCAGUGAGAAGUGGUUCAAAUACGGUUCGAACAAUGCCAUCAUCAGUUCAACGAUUCAGAAGUGAAGGAAUGAAUUCAGAUGUGUUGGCAAUGAAUUCUUCACCAAAUUCAUCAUCAGGUGUUUCUUCACUAAAUGAUAGUGUUGGUUAUUAUUCAUAUCAUCGCUCUUCAUAUGAUCCAAGAAUGCGCGGAACAAUUCUUGCACAAACCAAUCAACGACCAAGAAGUGUGACAGAUUCGAGCGAUUUUAUGGAUUCCUCUUUUGCAUCUGCGUCGCAUCAUUUACCACACGACAGUUUUCACGCACUUCGAACUCCCCCUAACAAAUUUCACCACGAUCCACGUAUUUUAGGCAACAUUGUGUAAGUGUCGAAUUGCAGAAAUUCGAGUGAUCCUUAAACUUCUAAAAAGCAGAAGGUGGAUGAUGAAUUAUUUAUUUAUUUUUUGAGUUGAAAAUUACGAAGUGCAAAAGGGGAUUUUGAAAGUUAAAAAUAAAUUAUGUUAUUGAAAAUAAGGCAUAGAAUUUGAAAUUUUUCAAGAAAAAUGUGAAAUCAGAAAUUUUUUUUUUGAAAGGUUAUUAAUAAUUCAUCAUCUAUCUUCUGCUUUUCCAAAGUUCAAAAAUCAAUCAAAUUUAAUCAAACUUUAUUUUCAGAACGGAAAGAACUAACCGAAGUGUCUACAACUCACCAGUUUCUGAUAUCUCUAAUGGAAUCCUGCCAUCUUAUAUAAAUAUCUCACCAAAAGAAGUCGCUCCACCACACGUUCCUCAUCCUCAUUCACAUUCACAUUCCCAUUUACAUCAACAUCAUUCCUCAUCUUCCUCACAAAAUCGUCAUUUCUUUCCAUCAACAACUUCUUCAAUGAUAACAGCAGCCGCAGCAUCAGAGGUUUCAGCAGCGAUAAAUGCAAUGUCAGCCGCAAAUAAUAAUGGAGAGUUUUUGACAAGAAAAACACCGCCGACUCCGAGAUUUGAGAAUUUCAGUGGAAGAAAACGAGAUGUUAGUGAAAGUGAAUCAGCGAAAAUGAGAAUGUAUAAUGAGAGAGCAGCAGGAAUUGAGGAUCCGAGAUUUUCUGCAAUUAAUGCUUUUCAUGAUGAUAAUUAUGUGAAUUUAGAAGAUAUUCAGGUAUGAGUUAGACUUUAGAGUCCAAUUUUUCAUUUUCAUUUGAAUAUUUUGAAAUUUUCAAAAAUAUGCAGAUUUAACCUGAAGCUUUUCAAUGUUAUCCCAACUUUUUGUGAAUAACAUUUGGAUUUUUUCUGUUCCCCCAAAAAUUCUCUUCAUUUUCAUUGUUUUUGGUCUCAAAUCGCUCUCAAACCAGCCAGCCAGCAAUAAAAAUAAAAAUUGUUGCAAUUUCCAAUUUUCCUUCAUCAAAAUCCCUCUUUUUGCACUUUCUGUUUUUUGUUGCAAAUUCGGAGAAUACUAAUUACCAAAUAUCCGAAGAAAAAUUGAAUUUAAGCCAUCCAGACAGACAAAAAAAAGGCCCCAAUAUAUUUUCAGGACCAUCAAAAUACACCAAAAACUCGUGCCGCCACCGCUUCUCCAAAAUCCCGUGUAAACUACACUUUACUUGUGCCGGUAACCGAAGAAUCGAAUGAUGGCGGAAGAACGAGUCGGUGAGUUUUUUAGUUGUUGUUGUUGGAAAAUUCUAAAAAUAAACAAUUUCUGAAAAAAAGUUCAUGUCAAUUUUCAUAGUCGGCCCUUAAUUGGUAUGUUUUGAGUUGGACAAUAAAAAAAUGCUCUCCGUUUUUUUCGCCUCAAAUUUUUACACGUCAUUUUUUGGUCGCCCCCGGAAGAAGCUUUCCGCGGAAAAUAAAAUGUGUCACACAGGAAAAAUGCAAAUUUUGUUGUUUUGCCUAGUCACCCACCGGUCAUUUUUUUUUUGGUUUUUCACACACAAAAAAGAACAUUUUUUGAGCACCACCACAAAAAAAUAUAUUGAAAUUGAAAUUUUGACGAGCCACCGCCGGAUGAAGAAAAUUGGAAAAUAGAGUAUUUUUGUGCUCAUUUUUCAUUGUCAGUCAGAAAAUUGAAUUAUAAAAAAAUAACAAUCUAUUUUUUGUGACAGAAAUUUGAUGAAUGCGCUCGCAAAGUACAGUAUUCCAGGUUUUAAUUGAAAAAAAUCUGAUUUUUUCAAAGAAGGAAACCACGUUUUUAAAAAUAAAAUUCCGAAAUUGCCACGUCAUAGUUCGAGUUAAAAAUAAUUUGAAUAUCUAAAAUUUCAAAGGCUUCAAUAUUUUCCAAAUUUAGAUUUAUUCGGAUAGUACAAUGGGAGGUAUUUGUUUUCGAACUAAAAUUUCAGAAUUUUCAAAAUUUCCACGUCAUAGCUCGCCAUGAAUAUAAGAGGCUUUAAUUUUCAUUAUUCGGAUAACUUCAUCAAAUUUUUUGAAAAUUGUUUAAUCCUUGUACAAUUGUCAUCGAGCAUUUAAAAUCUACAAAAUAAACGUACAUUCUAAAAUUAUGUACAAAAAUUCGAACAAAUAUUUUUUAUUCAUUAACAAAUUUCAAAUCCAAUUUUUUCACUUGCUUCAAUGUUUUUAUUUUGUAUUAAGUUCAAAUGUUUUUAAUAAGGAGGAUUUAUAAACUUGAUGUUGGGGAACAAAGAGAUUUAACAACAAAAUAAAAUGUAAAUUUUCCAGGAAACCCCGAAAAAUGUACAUUUUAAAAUAAAUGUCUCAUGAAAACAUCUAGAAAAAAUGUACAUUUUUAGGAAAUCCCCGAAAAAUUGACAUUUUGCGUGAAAAAUUUUUCCAAAAAAAAUGUGCAUUUUUCAGGGUUCCCUUAAAAAUUUACAUUUUUAUUUUUUAUUUUCACGUCAAAUUGCAGACAUGGAAAAAGUCUGCUUUUUAUUUUUUUAAGAAGAAGCAGAAAUGAAAUAAUCGAGAGAGUCCGAACUGAUUCGCGUGUAGAUAAAAAUGUAGGGCAUCACGCUCAAUGAAAACAUUCAUUUCCCAGAAACAGUUUCAUAAGAAACGGAAUGGAAAUAUUUGUUUUCUCGUGACCCCUUAUCUUUUUUUUUGUCAAAAAUGUACAUUUUUAGGAAAUCCCCAAAAAAUUUACAUUUUCACGUUGAUUAUUUCUUUCAAAAUGUGCAUUUUUUGGGAUUUCCUGAAAAAUUUACAUUUUUUCUACCCUCUUUUUAAUUAAUGAUUUAAAUAGUCUUUUAUUUGGAAGCUUUUGACUGGAAUUUUUUUGAUGUGGAAGCUUUUGAGAAAGAGAAACAACUAUUUUUGCAAAAAUAAUAUACAUUUGAAUUUUUUUUGGUUAUUAUCAAAAUUUGAUUAUUUUUUGAACAUGUACAGUUUUCGGGAAGAAUUUAAAAAUAUUUGUUUCUAAAUAAAAAUAAUGAAAAUGAAAGCCUCUUAUAUGAUAAAAUGCUCCAAAUUCAGAUUUUUGUUGAGAAAUCAAGCAUGAAAAUUGAAUUUUCCUACCCUUAUUUUUAGAUCCACAUUGAAAACCUCAAAAAUCACAAGCUGGGCUUCUCUGAAACCCCUUGCAGAAUAUUUUUCUGAAAGUUUUCAAAAUAAAUUUUUCUCAGACAUCAAAUCGCCCUAAUAUGGACCCAUACAAAUUAGGAAAAAUUCAUAGAAACCAAAAAAUUAAUAAACAUAUUUUCAGCCUAGUUUUUCUCGAUUCCUAUGAUAAAAUGUUAUUUUCCAGAUGUUCUUCAGUCGGCCGAUUUUAUGAUAUAAACUACACUCAAAUCGAUGUGAAUCGAACCGAAGCAUUGAAAGAAACAAUGAGAAAAUCAAACGACUAA